Stegostoma tigrinum is the source of this 7084-nucleotide messenger RNA. Its product is annotated as synaptogyrin-1-like. Gene Ontology annotation, cellular component: neuromuscular junction; synaptic vesicle membrane. Bases 48 to 719 code for a protein of 223 amino acids. The record is from RefSeq and is a predicted model, not a curated record. The transcript has 4 exons. Lineage: Eukaryota; Metazoa; Chordata; Chondrichthyes; Orectolobiformes; Stegostomatidae.
UGAGAGACGGACGAACACACACACAGACAGACAGAGAAGAGCUCAAGAUGGAAGGAGGUGCAUACGGAGCUGGCAAGGCAGGCUCUGAUUUGGAUCUCGUCUCAUUCCUCAAGCAACCCCAAACCAUCCUCCGCAUCCUCAGUUGGGUUUUCUCCAUCGUUGUAUUUGCUUCUAUUGUGAACGAAGGCUACCUCAAUAAAGACAGUGAUAUUCUUUACUGUGUUUUCAACAAAAACAACAACGCCUGCAACUAUGGCAUUACAAUUGGUGUCAUAGCGUUCUUCGCCUGCAUCCUGUUCCUCACGCUGGAUCUCUACUUCCCACAAAUCAGCAGCGUAAAGGAUAGGAAAUACGUUGUACUUGGAGACCUGGGAUUUUCAGGACUGUGGACGUUCUUGUGGUUUGUAGGCUUCUGUUUUUUGGAAAAUCAGUGGCAGCUCACUUCAUUGAAGGACCUUCCCCUUAACCAAGGUGCUGAUGCUGCUCGAGCUGCCAUAGCCUUCUCCUUCUUUUCCAUUCUGUCCUGGGCUGGCCUAACCCUGAAGGCAUGGCAGAGGUACCUCCUGGGGGCUGACUCAUCCCUGUUCUCCCAAGAUCAGUUGGACACUGGCCAUCCUCCAUACAGCACCGGAAUUGAAAACGCAGACACCUUUCAGAGUCCACCGUUUGCUGAAAACCUGGAUGCAGUCUCCUCGGGAUAUCAGAUGCCCCCAUAUUAAAGGCUGAAGGCCUUGCUUGACGUUUUAAAAACACAGUGUCUCUUACAUUGGCCUAGAUAGUUUUCUGAUCCAGACUAUCAAAUAUCCGAUCUGAUCUCAUUGCCUCAGCCUAUCAUGCGAGCCCUUUGCUCAAGCUGCGAGAUGCGAAGUCAGCCAAAAAGCACCCAGUCGACUUUCUUGGUCAGUGAUUGUGGGUGAUUUUCACAAAGUUUAAGUAAAACGUUUCAAUAGUCUUGAAGGAUUUUAUCAAGAUGCAUUGGAGAUUUGAUAUUUAAACUGAAAGCUAUGUGGGCCAAUGAAAAAGGGAUGCUGGAAUACAGAUACUUUAUCUGUGGUGCAGUGUUGUUCACUGGUUGGUUAGCUGCAAGAGUGCUAAAGUGCUGUUGAAGAUCAUUAGGCUUUUUGUGUGCUAAACUGAUGUAAGGUAACCUUUCUUUUAGAUAAUAGUGCAGUGUACUCACUAUAUUAGUGGUGUUGUCAUUCCUGUGUUAAUUGUAGUGUGCAAUUUGGAAAAGCAGCCUCUCCCAACAUCAUUUAUUUAGUGUUCUUAGAAACCUUCUUCAAUUUAUUUGCCGUACCUGUGAGUUCAUGAUGAGCUGUUCCACAACAUGUGCCAGAUUAUCUAGUUGUCUGUAGCUGUAUAAAGCUUUAACUUGUUAAUCUUCAGAGCCAAGUGGGGAUGUAGACUUAAUCCUUACUCCUGCUUACGUUUAAUUGCAUUGGUGACAAACAUAUAAACAUGAAUAGAAGAACUUCAAAACACAUCAGCUGAACUUUUCAAUCGGUACCAUCGGAAAUAUUUUCAGAUACACUUUUAUAUGUGUGAGUGCAGAUGUCUUAUGAUACAAAUGAGCAGCAUAUUACUCAAAAGUGAUAUUGGUUGUAACUUAGUAAAACUUAGUGCCCCUCGCUAUAUAAUCUAAGGUUCGUUGUGUGUCUUUUGUAUAGUAAUCUCAUUCUUAUUAUAGGUUACUUUAUGGAAUUGAACAUAAGCAAAUUUAGAGUAAAUUGUGGAUAACCAGGGGGUUAAACUCACUGCAUACCAAGGGACAGGGUCUUUCAGACCUCCCCGAGUGCGCCCAAAUUAUUCAGAAAAUGUGACGUCAACGUGUGCUUGAGCCCUUCUAACUAGGAACAUCUGAAUGUAAUAAUGUACGAGACAUCCUUUUGAGAUGUGUGUGUAUAUAUACUGCCAAUCAGGUAAGUCUCAACUUACAAAUUGAACUUUAGCCUUUUCACCAGCAUGAAAGCUUUGUACAACAAAAUAAUGCAGAACAAUAAAAAGUGCAAUUUUGAUUUUGUUACUAUCCCUGUGAGGGAGCCAUAAACCAAAAUAUAGAAAUUGACCAAAUGACACCCUCCCCUCAUUCCCAAAAAAAACUGAAGAAGCUCUCAAAAUAAAAACCAAAAGAACUGCGGAUGCUGUAAGUCAAAGUCACUCAACCCAAAAUGUUAACUCUAGUUUCUCUCCAUUGAUGCUGCCAGCCCUGCUGAAUUUUUCCAGCAAUUUCUGUUUUUGUUGUUGAAGAAAUUAUCAACAAGAUUUCACUCACAUGUAACUUUUACAUUAAUGUGAUGCAAAUUGCACAAGCUAAUUACACUUCGAAUAAGAAGGUAAAUUUCACGUUAAAUAGCUGAUAUAACAAGAUAUAUUUUGCAUGACCAUAAUCAAUCACAUCAUCCCCACUCCCUGCAGCAGUGGAAUGCUAUUUACUUCUUGUUACACAAAAUUCUAUACUUUAUCCAUAUAGAAGAGGUCAGGGAAACAAUACAACAGGUUUCAUCUUUGAAUUUCACAGGUCUGCUUAUCAUCAGCAAGGCACACUUCUACAAGCCUCUUUUUCUUAGAUCGUAACAUUCCUGAUGGUGUAAAUUUCCAGAGUUCUUUUUCAACUGAGCCAAUAGCACCCUAAUUCGCAGUUUGUCUGCUUGUUGGAAAAUGCCCUGUUCCUUUGUGUAACUGAGUUAUUCCCAGCGCUCUCCGAUCCUAACCCUUUUAGCCAGCUGACAGAGUACCUGCCAGAAUCCCUGCCUCCUUUGCUACCAAACAGGAAAGACUCUUUCUUGUAGCAUUGCUGCUUUGUUUUGUGAUAAACAGCUUACUUUCCUUAUUUCUACAAAGCCAAACUUAAGUAAAUAUUCUUUGAUUGUAUAAAUGUUUUAUAAAAGGUAAUAAAAAUUGCCACUCAUCGAAUAGAUAAAACUUGAUUUGUUUCUGUAAAAACAUUGUUAAGGACAUGUUUUGUCUGCAUCGGCUGCAGUGGUAUUUUAACACAUCAGUCAAAAUAACUCCUAUCCAUUAGAAACAGCAAAUUGAUGCAUUAUCUGCAAUACAAGUCCCAAAGGCCAAUAAAAUGCAAGGAAUAUUUUAAAAAAAACAGCAAUCUCAGGAAACAUUCUUAGGAGAUUUCGACCAGACUUCAAAUGCUUUCAAGUGAAUUUGUAGAGCUUUACGUUACAGAUAACAUAACCGUAAAUAGCAUAAAAAAAGUUCUUUCAGACAUACCCUUUCACAUUAGUCACUUGUUUGCAUUAAGGGCUAUGGAAGAGAGUGUCCCACCCUACCCAACGAUCAGAUUUCUUUCCUCUUGCAAAUAGAGUGAGUAAACAUAUAUUCCAAAAGUUUGUUCAGCGCUUUGCAUCCAUUGUAACCCUGGAUAAGAUAUUCCACAUGUUUAUCAAUUUCUACAUGAAUAUAUUUUAACUGUGUUUCUACCUUAUUGUAAUUGUGCAUUCAUGUUUUCUGACCUAAUCUGAAUACAUGGCAAGUCUGAAAAACAAUAUCUUUUAUAAAGGUGACGUUGCAGAUUGAAUUUGUGAUAAAUAUCAACGCCUUCUUCCCCCCCACUCUCAAACAUGGUUUGUGGUAGCAGUUUCCACUUUGCUAAACUUUCCAUCUUUACGUUCCUUUCUCCUAAUGUUGCCCCAGUUGGAAAGAAGCAACACCCCAGCAGUAAUGCUAUAUUGCAGUUCAUUUUUGUAGUUUCUGAGACAGGUGUCUCCAAAAGUGGUAGCGAGUACAAUUAGUCAAACAGAAUGUUAGUGGCCAUGAAGUAGUGGAAAGUUUGCCAGGAAAACCAAUAUAGAAGCAGCUUCUCCCUGAAACUACUUUUAGGCUGCAGCUGGAAAGUGCCAGUAAUAAUUUUUAAGGUUUUAUUUUAAACAAAGCUGCAAAUUAACAUCACAGUGAGAUUUGAAAUGAAUAGUAGUUAUUAACAUGCCACCGAAUUUAUCCUUUAAUUUCACUAUCUUGUAUAAAUACAUGUGAAGUUUUUCUUUUGGGACUAUUUUAUUCACACAUGUGACUGUAGCUGAUUGGUUAGGUAUCACUAUCCGUCAAACCUAUUCCUGGAGCAAUGUGACCUAUGAUUUUUACCCUGUAAAUGAUGAUGUUUGUUGUCACAGUAAUCCUGUUCUGAGCUUAAUUCCAAAAUUCUCUGGAAAUUAAUUUAAAGAUACUGCAGUGAGUGUAAUGACAGUUCAGAGACCCUGUGAAGCUAAUUAGUCAUAUGACGUACCUCAUCUGCAUGAAUUAAAUAUUGGGCAUGACCUGAGUCAUAGAUAUGAGUCUUAACCAUGAGCACUUGAUCAGAAAGUUAAGGAGGCAGUCAGCUGCUGUUUUCUGGAAUAUUCUGAGUCACAGUUUUGUUUUAACUAACUCACCUCAGUGCUGAAACUAGUAACUACCAAAAAUUGCAGCAAACGCAGACAUCUUUUUCCCUUUUCGUGGAUGUGAAAUGGGAUGGAGAAAAUGAUCAAAUUUCUGGAAUUGUGUCCUACAUUUCAGUGACAUCUGAGGCCCAUCUGCACUUCCAGCACUGCAUUGGGUCAUGGUCUGACCAGUUUCUGCAAAGCGGGUGUUUAAGACCAGUAAUGUUAAGGCAAGUUUUUUUUAUGGUAUUACCUUUGUGUGUGGUGCAGAAUGAGCAGGAGUGCUGCUGACAACACAGCUUAUCUGCGGGACCAUGAAGGGUUCUUGUGACAUAGUGGUAGCGUCCCUACUUCUGCGCUAGGUGGUCGAAUCCCACCUGCUCCAGACCAGUGUUAUAUAACAUUGAUAAAUAAUUCAAACCCAGAAGAGAUUCCAAUGAGGACAGAAAUAUCAAUAUGUGGGAAUGUAUCUCCUUAAUCCUUUCUCUUCCCAUGUACAAGCAGGUGCUUCCCAGGCCAUCCCUGUGGCAACCCCAACAAGGUGUUAGCUAAGAAUUGUUUUUCUUAAAAAUCAUGGAAGCGCAGAGCUAUUAAUUAACUUGAAUUGAUGACUUUGAAAUUACAUAUUUGAAUGCAGUCACCUGCACAAUAUUUUUUCAGUCUCGAGUGGUUACAAUACCAACAAAUGUGCAGUCACCACUGAUUUAAUAGGGACUGAACCUUACAAUAAACACCUUUUCCUGGAUUCUUUUUUGUUUAUUCAUAAACGGGAUGAGGGCAUCACUGGUUAGCCCAGCAUUUCUUGCCCAUCCCUAAUUGCCCAGAGGACAGUUCAGAGUCAACCUCAUUGCUGUGGGUCUGGAGUCACAUGUGGGCCAGACCAGGUAAGGAUGGCGGUUUCCUUCCCUAAAGGACAUAGCGAACCAGAUGAGUUUUUUUCCAAACAAUCAACAAAGGAUUCAUGGUCAUCUUGAAUUCAAAUUAAAAAAAAUUGGAAUGAACUUCCACCAUCUGCCUUGCCAGGAUUUGAACAUGGGUCCCGGGAGCAUGAACUGGCUUUCUGGACUAACAGUCUAGCAAUAAUACCACUAGCUAUACUCGCCAUUUUGGCAUGUAGAUUGUUGCAAAUGUCCCAGGAAAUUGCCGUGCAGCAUGAGGAUCGAUGUAACUCGCUCACACCGUUAUUUCCUGGUGCACUCCAAAAGCGACAACAGACAUGCCAUUUAGCAUCAUCAAAUUCCUUUGCUCCAGAAUAAAGGUGAAACUGUUUUCCCGUUUGGAUCCUGUCCAGGGAGAUUCUCUGAGUCACUGUUAACUUGAUUGACUGUGAAAUGAAUUUAGGUGUCCUCCCGCCAUUGACCCAUUGUCUGCAUAUGCAUUGAAUUCAAAAUCCAUAUUCUUGUUUUUAAAUGCUGCAGGGCAAGCUCAUGCCACUCUGUCCCUGUAAUGUCCCCCAUUGCUGCUUUCAGUUCUGACAUUCUGUGUACUUAUGCCUUUCCCCUACUGCAGUGUCAGUGACAUAUGUCUAAACUCUGAAACACUCCUUCAGAUUGCCGCUAUAGGAAGACUUCUCUCAAAAUUGAACUCCUUGAGUCAUUUCCCAUUCCUUUACUUAUACAGCCCAAUGCCGCCUUCCCUGUUCUACUCUACAAAGCACCUGUUGAACAUUUACUCUUAAGUGCUCGAAAAGUGAAAGCUCUUGAUAGCUUCUCAAAGCUUUGUUAGUUUGCCUUUAAGUUUCUGUAAGCGGUUUACCAUAGUGCCAAAACAAGAAUGCACCAAGAUUCAUCUUUGAGUGAACAUUAACAUAAGCCAUUUGUUGUAGUGAAUGAAUUCUCGUGGGUCAAAUUCCACUGUGUGUCACACUUAUGCCAAGAAUACGGCCUUGUCUUUGGUGAGCUGGAUGAGUAACUGCUUACUGGAUAAUUGUAAAGUUUUUGCUUAACCCUUCAUGACCCCUUAUUUGUACAGUCGUGCUUUUAUUGGUGCACUGCAUUUUCUGAACUUUCUGUUACUUUCCUUGUGUAGCUCGCUGAUAACACCCACAAACUAAUUGUUGCCAAACUCAAGCACUUGUGAUAUUUCAUGGAUAAGUGCAAAUUCUGUUAUUGUUUUGUUCUAUAUCGUUGCAGCAUACCGAAGAUGCUAUGAAAUGGUCACAUUGUCAGAAACAACUUUGUAGUUUCAUGUUUCACUUGUAUUUUCUUCUUAAUUUCAAUUGUUUUCUCUGAGUUAAAGGUUUCCAUUUUGAAAUGAUCAAGCUGAAGCCACAAUUAUGGUGGAGCACCACCCAUCCAAUAAAAAGUCCAUUGAAACUCCACAAUGUGUAUGCCGACUGAGAAUUCAGUGUAAGAAAAAAUAACUUAGGCUUUUUGUUUAAAAAGAAAUGUAACCAAAUGGGUUGACUGAUUAAUGAGGAAAGGAUAAAUAAUUCCAACCCAGAAGAGAUUCCAAGCUGGUGCACUUUGCGGUUAAACCCCUCUUCACUGAAGAUCACAGUCAUAAAGUAUGCUACAGUAACAGUGAUGUUUAUACUGUGUUAAAAUGUACAAAAUGAGUGAUGUAUGGAAAGCAAAGUACAAAAAUUAAAAGUGAAUAGACUGUAUUUACAUUUUUGUUUACUUGUUCUCAAAGAACGUUCUGUUAUUGUGACGAUCAGUGAUCUUGUGCUGGUGUGCAAUAAAUUCUCAAUAAAGACGUGUCAGUACACAUGA